CAAAAACACUGCUUGCUCAUUUCCUUUCCUGUUCUCCUCUUCUCUCCAAGAAGUCUACCUAAACCCUAGCAAGCUUCGGUCGCGCUGAGUUACGCUUACCUCCUAACGAUGAGCGGUUUCAGGCGCUUCGAGCUCCUUGACUCCCCUUGCUCCUUCCUCUACCGCGAGAGCUAUCUCUGGUCCCCCACUCCACCCUUCUUCCCCCCCUUCUCCUCCUCCUUCGCGGGGGCGGCGGCGGCUGCGAUCGCCGAUGAGGAGGUGGAGCGCCAGCUAGGGUUCGCCGCGGAUCUCCUAAACCCUAUCCCUGACCCCCUCGAUCUCCCCGUCCAAUGCCUCCUGCCCUCGCCGGCGAUCUCUUCCUUCGAUCUCUUCGACACCGCCGCCGAUCUGAUCCACUUUCGGCGGUUCCAGGAGCGGGCGGAGACGGAGGUCCAGCUCCGGAGCCUCUGCGAUCGCGUCACCGCCCUCGAACUCGGGCUCGGGCGGGCCCUGGGUUCCUCUUCCUCCAGGCUCGACCGUAAGUACACAUGGACGGCGGAGAUCAAGGGGGCGAAGGAGGAGGGGUUUGAUCGGAAGUACAAGUGGGUGGCAGAGGCGAAGGGCGGGGCCGAGAGGAACUUGAAGUGGAAGGCGGAGUUCAAGGGACAGAAGGAGGACGGGUUCGAUCGGAAGUAUAUGUGGUUGGCGGAGAAGAAGGGGGAGGCGGAUCGGAACGUGAAGUGGACUGCAGAGAUCAAGGGGAAGGGGAAGCACGCGCCGGUGGCGCACGCGUAUACGUUCAAGGCGGUGGAGAAGUCGGCGGCGGCGGAGGAGAAGGGGGAGAAGAAGGGAAAGAAGAAGGAGAAAGAGGCGGCGGCUCCACGGGUGGUGGAGAUCGAGGACAAGAAUCCGGGCGCCAUCGCCAUCAGGAAGGCUUUUGCCAAGAGCAGUUACAAGGGUAAGAAGAAGGAAUUAUCGCCACAAGAUGCUGCCUUGAUAAUUCAGGUGACUUUCAGGGCCCAUCUGGUUCGGCGUUCUCAAGUGCUUCGUUGCCUUCGCGAUCUGGCAGUGGCCAAAGGCAAACUUAAGGAAAUCAGGACCUUAUUCUAUAAUUUCUCUUAUCGUCGUCGCAUAGCAAAUGAUGAGGAAGAACGCCAGAGGUUCUCUGAGAAAAUUAUUGUUCUUCUCCUCACUGUUGAUGCCAUUGAGGGACCGGAUUAUAUGGUUCGAGCAGCAAAGAAGUCAAUGGUUGAGGAGCUAGAGGCAAUGCUUGAGCUUGUGGAUCCACAGCCUCCUGGUAAGCUGGGUUCCUUGAAGCGUAGAAGAUUUGAUCUUCCUGAUUGUGGUCCCAUUCCGAAAGAGCUGAUCGCUGGUGUGGAAGUGGUUGUCCAGAUGCUUGAACAAGAAGAUAAUUAGAGCAAUGCUUUCUAGCGAGAUGAUAAACCUUCUACCGUGAAACCUCCUCUCUGAGAGAGGUUUUCAGAGGGUCUGUGGUUUUUCUGAGCAUGAUGGAUUCUGCUUAGGACAUCUUUGUUGUAUGGUUAUGAGUUGAGAUAUGAAACUUAUCAGGAAGGCUUGCUAGACGAAUUUUUCUUUUAAGUUAGACAAACGUGCUACUACUCUUGCUUAGUCUAUGAUAACUCAAAUUAUGGUGCCACUGCUGCUAUCAUUUGCUGUUAAUCCGACAGUCAUCAUGCCUGUGGAUUAGCAGAAGCUUUGUGGAAUCUGUAUGCUCUAAUGCUUUUUAAUGCCAGUAGUAGUUUCAUUCCUGAUCA
Messenger RNA from Phoenix dactylifera (date palm), 1754 nucleotides. RefSeq lists its product as uncharacterized. Gene Ontology annotation, cellular component: plasmodesma. The record is from RefSeq and is a predicted model, not a curated record. Gene Ontology annotation, biological process: protein folding. Lineage: Eukaryota; Viridiplantae; Streptophyta; Magnoliopsida; Arecales; Arecaceae. Gene Ontology annotation, molecular function: protein-folding chaperone binding.